UUGAAGUGAUCCAGUUCGUCAGACAGCACAGACCACGUUCGCAAUGCAAUCGCUGGUGGUGUUCCUCGCCGUGGCCGCCGUGGCGCGCGCCUCCCUCCUGCCGCUGGCGCAGCCCGCGCACCAUCCCGCCAUCGUCCUGGACCCUCACGGCCGCCCCCUGGACACCGCCGAGGUCAUCGGCGCCCGCGCCCUCCACUACCAGGCUAAAGCCCUGGAACCCCACGGCCACAUCGCUCACGCUGCCAUCGCUGCCCCUAUCGCCCACGCCGCCAUCGCCCAUGUCGCUCCCGCAGUAAUCGCCGCCCCCGCCGCCGUGUCCCACCAGUCCCGCGUUGACAUCAGCCAUAGCCCGGCCAUCGUGUCCCACGCCGUUCACGCUCCGGUCUACGCCGCCGCUCCCUCCGUCUCCGCGUGGGGCGCUCACGGCCUCAGCGGCCUCCACGCUUCGCCCCUCCUAGCUCACAGCCUCCACAAGCGCUCCCUGGGCCUGUGGGGAUCCCACGCCGCCGUCGCCGCCCCCGUCGCCCACGCCGCCGUGAUCGCCGCCCCCGCCCACGCCGUGUCCCACCAGUCCCGCGUCGACGUGCACCACAGCCCGGCCAUCGUGUCGCACGCCGUGGCCGCGCCCGUGAUCUCGCACGUGGCCGCGCCCGUGGUCGCGCACGCGCUCCCCGCCGCCGUGUCCCACCAGUCCCGCGUCGACGUCCGCACCAGCCCCGCCGUGGUCGCCCACAGCGUGGUCGCCGCGCCCAUCGCUCACGGCGUGCAUGGUGUUCAUGGUCUCCACGGAUGGUAAACGGCAAGAACUGACGAACUACCAAAAAUAUAAAUUUAUAUUAAAGUAUUUAAAAGGAAA
This is a messenger RNA of Aricia agestis (brown argus), 856 nucleotides long. RefSeq names its product cuticle protein 38-like. NCBI's taxonomy places the organism in Eukaryota, Metazoa, Arthropoda, Insecta, Lepidoptera, Lycaenidae. The record is from RefSeq and is a predicted model, not a curated record. The coding region runs from base 44 to 796 and encodes 250 amino acids. The transcript has a single exon.